Molecule: messenger RNA, 435 nt
Organism: Phytophthora sojae
Lineage: Eukaryota; Oomycota; Peronosporomycetes; Peronosporales; Peronosporaceae
Exons: 1
Coding region: 1-435 (144 amino acids)
Cellular component (GO): membrane
Source: RefSeq, a predicted model, not a curated record
AUGGUGGCCAUGCUUUCCGACGUCAAGCCCUUCGCUCUGAGCGCUGCCGUGCUCUACAUCAAGUUCCUGGUCUGCACCACGAUUCAGGGCCGCAAGGCCUUCGCCGCCGGCACGCGCAUGACGGAGGACACGAUACGGCCCCAAGCCAAGAUCUCCCAGCAAGGGUUCGCAGACCUCACGGUCGACCACAUUCAGCUGGCUGCAGAGGAAGAGAUGCGCUGGAAGCGGAUCAUUCAGAACGAUCUCGAGUCCAUGCCCUUGGCCUCCGUUGGCUUCUGGAGCGUCAUCAGCGUCGGAGUAAGCAGCACCUUGACCCAGACGCUGCUGCUGGUCUACACUAUCGCUCGCGUCGGUCACACGAUCGUCUACUCCCAGAGCCUACCUCGCGCGCGCAUGGUGCUUUGGAUUGUCGGCGUGGCGUGGCGCCGUGGCUAG